UAAGCAAAUAACAGCGAGGAGCCGAAAAAAACACCCCGGACCGAAUACCUCAACAAGCUGAGCGGCGCCGCGUCCACAAACGUUCGGCGGCGGCAACAUUUUUUCUCAUCGGUGUAAUCCCCGGCCCUCACCGCGCCACCAUGACGUUCUCCAAGAACAACAAGAUGCUGAGCCAUAUUGGCUACAGGAUGAAAGUUACCAUGCAGGACAGCAGGACCUUCAUAGGGAUAUUCAAGGCCUUUGACAAACACAUGAACGUGAUCCUGGCCGACUGCGAGGAGUUCCGUUGCAUCCGCGGCAAGAAGAACAAGGAGGAGAAGCAGGAGAAGCGCACCAUGGGCCUCCUGCUGCUGCGUGGCGAGACCAUCGUCACCAUGACCCUGGAGGGACCCCCCCCAGCUGAGGAGGGACCCCGCGUGAACCUCCCCGGUGCCGCCCCCGGCCCCGGCAUUGGCAGGCCCGCUGGCCGUGGCAUGCCCGGCCCUGGUGGCGCUGGCCUGCAGGGACCCGUGCGUGGAGUGGGUGGACCCUCUCAGCAGAUGAUGCAGCCGGCUGCCCGUGCCGGUCCCCAGCUCAACAUGCCCCCCCGUGGAGGCCCCCCUGGCAGUAUGCCCCCUCACAUGAUGGGCGGCAUGCCCCCACACAUGGGCCGAGGGGGUCCCAUGGGGCCCCCCAGUGGUUCCAUGAUGAGAGGAGGUCCCCCAGGUGGCCGCCCCUACUAGACUACUGCCUCUCCCCCCUUCCCCUGGCCACCCUCCUGCUUGUUGCUGCAUCCAGUCGGCACCUGCUGAGGGGGGUUCUUGGGUCACCUGACACACCUGCUGCUGCUGCUCACCUGUGGCAGCAGUUCCUUUUACUUUUAUUUUCAUCUGAUGUGUAUUUUAGGUACGACUGGCGUGUUUGUGUAAUCAUUUGUCCAAAUAUUUUAUUUGAAGUAAAAUAUGAUGGCAUUAUUAACCUUACAGUUUAAUGUUGGGUUAUUUACAAAAGUAGAAACAGCUGGAAAAAGUCAAAUUUAACUUCUUAUACUGAUUUGGAUGAAAGAUGUUUUUUGUACAAAAUAUAAAACCUAAUGAA
This is a messenger RNA of Eriocheir sinensis (Chinese mitten crab), 1077 nucleotides long. RefSeq names its product small nuclear ribonucleoprotein-associated protein B-like (gene SmB). The record is from RefSeq and is a predicted model, not a curated record. Gene Ontology annotation, cellular component: catalytic step 2 spliceosome; cytoplasm; U4/U6 x U5 tri-snRNP complex. NCBI's taxonomy places the organism in Eukaryota, Metazoa, Arthropoda, Malacostraca, Decapoda, Varunidae. Gene Ontology annotation, molecular function: RNA binding. The coding region runs from base 141 to 722 and encodes 193 amino acids. Gene Ontology annotation, biological process: mRNA splicing, via spliceosome. The transcript is spliced from 5 exons.